UUUAUUUCUGAACUUUCAAAUAUUAAAAGUCUCUCAUGCCGGUUAAAAAAGAGUCCAACGCGGAGCUGGACCUCGAUUGGAGAUGUCGGGAUGGAAGUAGUCUCGUGGCAAGUUUGCAGCCAAAGCCGGAUCCCCAGAAAACUGGUAAUUAUCGCAAAGCAAAAGUUUCUACGACUGUAUCGAUUCCAACUGCAAAGGCUACCGGGAAUGCUCCGAAAUACCUGCCACCACAUCUUCGUAACAGGCAGGAGAGCGAGAACAAAGAAGAGGAUGACGAAUCAGAAUGCAAUUCUGAUACUGAAAAGCAUAGCGUAAUCUCUGAUCAAUUCUCUGACAGUGUAGAUGAAACGUCGGUCAAGAAAAUUCGAAUCCAUUGGCGCGGUCGUCGUUGGACCAGAGGCAUAGAGUGUAUUGGUGUUCAAGUUGACUCACAGAUCACUAGAUACUCAAAACUUGAUGAUAAAUGCGUCAGAAAGUCGAAUAGCGGAAGAGAAACCACUCAAACCGGGUGCAUUUCGGAUUUCGCUUUUGCUGAAGUGGCACGUUUGCUCAAAACCCCGGAGAUUGAACUUGAGCUAUUCGCGGUUGAUGUUCCACCGUUCAUUCAGGGUGAGCCAAGAGAAUCAUACUUCAAUGCGAUGGAAAAAACGUUCAAUCUGGAAAACGUGACGAGGGUGAAUGCAAAGAGAGUUCGGCUCAUUGGACUCACGAUUUCCGAAAUGGAGGCUGUUCUGAAAUGGGUUUCGGUCGAAAAUCUAGUGGUGAUUAGAGUGUACUCGGGAAAAAACUCUAUUGAUGAAAGGGGUGCGAUUGUGAUUCAAAAUAUGCUAUCCAUCUUCCCACAACUACAAGUGGGUAGCUUUCAUAUGAUAGUUUCGAAUCCUCUGGGCGUUGCGAAAACUUUUGAUGAAAUCUAUUCGGAUCGUCUUGUGAAAACUCCAAUAAUUCUGAAAGGUCUUGAUGAAGAACCCAAAUUCAACAUGAAAAUCACAAGUUGUGAUAUUCAAGUCAGAAGAGAGAGCAAAAAGAAGAAAGUUACGCAAAUUUAACGAAUUGUAUUUUCUUUUUAUGGUAAUAAAACUGCUAGUAUUU
Caenorhabditis elegans is the source of this 1092-nucleotide messenger RNA. RefSeq lists its product as uncharacterized. The record is from RefSeq and is marked reviewed. Lineage: Eukaryota; Metazoa; Nematoda; Chromadorea; Rhabditida; Rhabditidae.